Molecule: messenger RNA, 2808 nt
Organism: Venustampulla echinocandica
Lineage: Eukaryota; Fungi; Ascomycota; Leotiomycetes; Helotiales; Pleuroascaceae
Exons: 3
Coding region: 1-2808 (935 amino acids)
Source: RefSeq, a predicted model, not a curated record
AUGGAUCCAGAACUCGAUCCCACUACAAGCCGGAAGAGAUCGGCCACAGCGUCGGCCUCUUCUACACAAAAAAAGAACCGGGCUAAGAUGGCCAAAAUCAAGCGGUCAGAUGACCUCUUCGAUGACCCAUCAGAGAUACUCGGGCAAACUACGUCUCCCCUCUACAACAGUGAAGUUGUGGGUAUCCAGAACAUACUCAAGCAUCCAGAUGCGCUAGCGGUCCUUCCACCUAGCGAUGUUGCUUCGUUAUCUACCAAGCUCACCGCGGACAAUCUCAGCAGGGUGGUUGCUGAAUUUAGGGGGGAUGGCACUUCGUCCCGCCACGACCCCCAGUGGCUGGCUUCUGCGCUCCAGGCUUCCCGUAGGCGAACUGCAGGCGAGUUCGACGAGUACCUGAACCAGCGAUUCGAGGAAGAUUGGGGCGAGGAGAAUGAGUAUUCCUCGGGUGACGAAGACGACGAAGACGACGAUAACACGAACAAUGACAGCGGCCCUACCAACGGCGACAAACCUCCUCGUGCACAUAAGGAUGAUGGUGAUGAUGAGUUUGGUGAUGAUGCCGGCGCAUCGGCGUCCACCCCCCGCACCAAUGCCAACACCAAAACCGAUCAGGGGCACGAGCCGGGUGCUUCACAUACAGAAUCAGAUGGAGAAUCCAAGCGUACUAGUGGUACUGAGCGCAACGGAUCUGAUAUGGAGCAGCUAUCUGUGUCAGUCGAUGAGUUGUUGCGUGGUUUGGAGAACGUUACUGCACCACCACGGCAGCAUGUUUGUUUGCAACGCAGUGUCGUUAAGUUGAUCGAUAUUGUUAAUGUUGGCCCGGUUAUUAAUGGCAUCUGUCCGGGUGAUAUUAUUAGAUACAAUAACAAGGACGCUGUGGUGGAAUCAGCAGGCGGGAAAUUUAGAAUUUGGGUUCCGCGAGGAACUCAUCCACAUUCGGAGCCGGAUUUGAGGGCUGAUGCGACAUACCCUAACAACAUCGUUCCCAAACGAAUUGCUGGAGUUGGCGAUGUCACUGCAGCCAUGCAUAACGAAAACCCAGCCAUUCCAUUGUCUAAUAACUGGAGGUUGUUCCAGCUCAUCCGUCAGGGCAAUGAUAUAGGAAACCUUUUUGACUUUCGUCAAGCUUGGCAAUUUGCGUUACAUGAAUACCAGUAUCAGCAACAACUCCUUUUUAAGCCUAAUCGUCGGCGGCGUCUUAAUAACACUCAUCUGAACGAAGGGUUUCAACUUAUUGAUAUGGUUGCUCUAUAUCGGAAGAUACGUGAGGGUGACUUGGUGCAAUUGCACGAAGACUUGAUUAUUGACCUUGGUCCAGAACUGAAUAGAUCACUGGCCGAGAUAGCCGAGCCCGGCUACCAGAUCAUCAUGAUGGAUCUCAGAAUCAUGAAUUCUGACGGUAUCCCUAGCCCCGGCGGCUGUACUCUUGAAGACGCGUAUCGAAACGGCCCAAAUGCCUUUCCUACAACAUAUCUCCGGAACCUGGCUGGGAGUUAUGGUUAUUCCAACGGCCACGCCCAUGUUGGACCUCUUGGCUUGGGUAAAGGCUUCAACAACAAACAUUGGGGUUAUGCUAGAAGCUUGCAAUGCUUGAGUGGCUCCGCUUAUUGGGGCCCUGUUGCCCAGAGAAAAAGAAAGCCAAAUGAGUUUUUUAAUAUUCAUAACCGAAACCAGGUUGGCAUAGACUUGGACGCGAGAGGUUGUCUUUGGACUCCAGAAGAACGAGCUGCCGUGACUAUACUCCAGCGGGCGAAGAUACAGGGAAAGAUUGCUCACUACCCCAUUCCAGUCACCAUGAAUCGUCGUUGUCCUGAAUUGUCUCCCAUCCAACUAUCAAUACAACCCGACGGACGUUACGCUGCUGCUGAUGGAUCAGUACUAGCCAUUGAUACUACGGAUGGCGGUCAAAGCACUAUAUUUACUCCUCCCCGACACGCCGCUAGCCCUGGGCCCUCCAUUCCACAAUCUCUAGAUUUUGAUUUAGAGGAUAUGGACAUGGAAUUGUCGUCUAUAUACGGUGCUGAAGAUGCUGAAGAUGCUGAAGACUAUGAAUUUGAAGCACCCGAGCUAACUAUGUUGGCUCCUGGUAGCUUUUACUGCCACCAAACACCACCAAUGCCUUGUGGACUCGGUUCUCCAACCCCCUUAGGUUAUCCUAGUACUUUCUCGAUUCCGCAGUCUCUUGGUUGUGGUCCAGGGGGCAUCGACAGGGAGUCGCCGUCUGCACACCCCAGUGGAGGUCAUAUGUCUUCAGCAAGGCACUAUGCACAAACGUAUCCAGAUCCGUUGCCUUCGAAUCCUUACCCCUAUAGAACACUACCAGUGGACCUUCACACUGAGUCUCAUGAUCCAUUAGGUUAUACAAACUGUCCUACAUUAACAUCUACAGACACUCCUGCAGCAGCUAGUUCAGCUGAGCCCGACUUGUCGAUGAUCGACCCAUACCUGUUGAACCCAGCUUUAAAUUCUUUCGGAACGUCUAUGUCUACGCCUAGCUUGGAUUAUGCGAAAGAGCCAGCUUAUACAAACUCUCUUUCAUCCGGAGACAUGUUUACUACUCCCAGGAUUCAUGGAAAUUCUCACGAGUCCGACCAGUUACCCAUUCCUGCCGAUCAGCUUCUGGACGGGAAUAUAUUCACUCACAAUCUAGAACAUGACACAUUUGGGACCGGAAGUUUGUUCGGCAAUGGUGGGCACGAUAAUGAAUUGCUGCUCACAGGAACCCCCAAGCCGGCGAACUCGCCGCCGUUUCUUCCGAAAUAUUCUCGAUAUGGAUAUGGACUCAAGCGUAAGAUGGAUGACUGCUGA